This is a messenger RNA of Spizellomyces punctatus DAOM BR117, 3548 nucleotides long. RefSeq lists its product as uncharacterized. Gene Ontology annotation, molecular function: GTP binding; GTPase activity. NCBI's taxonomy places the organism in Eukaryota, Fungi, Chytridiomycota, Chytridiomycetes, Spizellomycetales, Spizellomycetaceae. The coding region runs from base 619 to 3387 and encodes 922 amino acids. The transcript has 8 exons. The record is from RefSeq and is a predicted model, not a curated record.
CAAAACGCAAAAAGUAGCUAAAAGAGGCAGAGUGUCCACGCUGUCUGCGUCUUCUCGUCUAUUUGACAUCACACCCCCGUCGUAUCCCAACCCUCCGAGGCUUUUUUUUUAAAUACGUUUUUGGCGCGCAUCUGGUAAAUUGCUUUCUCGUGCUUUGUUAUGCUUGUCCCUGAAGAUGAACAGGACAGUGCCAAAGGACGAAAAACAAGGACGACCAUAGCACUGGAAGUUCUUUUUUUUAUUGCUUACCUUGCCAUUAGCGCUUACUUAACAGAAGGACAGGCUUCUGCGCGUAGAUAAUAUCCGUUAGGAACGCGUGCUUCUAUUGGGAAACUGGGCUCGAAGAUAAAGCAGCGGCGGCCAGCUGGAAAGUCUCUGAUGAAUUGCUGCAUGAAUGCAGAAACCGACAAUAAGGAUUGGACAACCGUUUGCCAGAAUAUUUCAUUCACACCUCAGACGAGAUAUUGGAAUUUCAAUUCGCAUACUCGCCAUCUUGUCAGCAUUUCCCACGACGCCGCGUUGUUAAAACGCCCUCCCCUACACCUUACCAAGUCGUGUGUGUGUCGUCCGCUGUAAUCGAGGGUCGGUGCAGCUUGCCACCACCUGGCUUGUGCAAGUAUGCCGCCGAACGCCUUGCUUGACUUGUCUAGGGGAGGUGGGAGCGCGUCGAUAGAGGCCUCACGGCGAGCGCCUUCGCUACCCUCUGACUCGGCAAGAAAGAGCCAUGACGCUCGUUCUUCACUGGGGUCGAAAGCGUCAUCCGCAGAUGGGCGGAAGGGCGGAGUGAAGGGUUUCCUGGGAGCAUUCAAGUUAUUUGGAAAGAGGAGUAAAAGUAUGUCGGAAAUGAAGAAAGAGCUGGCUCGGCCAAUAUCGCCGGAAGCACUUAUCACAUCCACCACCCCUGUUAAUCCCGUGCGGCCUAAAACUCCUUCGUCUACUGAGCGGGCUAGAAACCCGAGUUCUACCAGCACGCCUCAAUCCCGACUCAAACCCGCAAAGUCGGAGCCAAUUCUGAAUUACCUCAGUACCCCACCACCCAGUCUCCCCUCUACCACCUCGGGGUCUUCAGCAUCGACUGCGCUUACUCCUACAUCCUGUCUGUCGAGAUCAUCAUCUUCGCACCGAUCGACUGCGAUUAUCCGCCUUGUAGAUGUCGAUUCAGACGGGACGCUCUUUCUUCGGCGUGAAGGACUCGAACAUUUACGGAGAAUCGAGGCGGAUGUCUUUGUAAUCGCUGCAAUUGGUGGGAGUGGCAUUGGGAAGUCGAGCGUGCUAAACCGAAUUGCGAAAAGCCGAAAGCGCUUUCCUGUAGCGGAAGAAAAGAACCCGAGAAAGCCGUCACAACAGGGAAUAUCGUUUAUGACUGUGGACCCAUGGUGGGAGACGGAUGCGCAGGGCAACCACAAUCGGAGAGAUAUGAACUCAAGUGGAAUGCCCCAAGUCAUGCCAAAGAAAGUGCUCCUCCUUGAUACGCCUGGAUUGGAAGGGACCGACACAGUCCUUGACCGGGAACUCAACCUUCUUGCCCUAGUGAUGCUCAUCGCAUCAUCGGUGCUGGUUGUUGGGAGAGAGAGGUUCGAUGAUGCAGCGCUGCGCACACUUAGAGCAUUUGGCGAACUUCCGAAACUCAUCGACCCUUCGACUUGCCUGGACGUACUUUCAUUGUGCCUCCCAAAGCUGGUUUGGGUCCUUCUAGACGCCGACACAAAAACGUCAGACGACGACGCUAACUUCCUCGAUGCCAUGCUCCACCCACCAAACCAGCUUAAGACCAAUGAGACGACUGAGAUGGUUCGGGCAGUACUCACAAAACUGUUUCCAUACCAGUCACUCUACAGCAUCCCAUCCCCAUCUCCUAAGGAGGAAUUGCCCCCUGUCGAUGAGUCCGCGGAUAAUCCACCGAGACGGCCAAAAUCCAACGCAUACCGGCGACGUAUGGAGCGGAUGAUUAGUGCCCUUGGAAGGACAACCGACGUCAAGAAAGCCUGGGCGUUACGAGGGGAUAUGAUGGCGCUUCCUCUGAAAGGCAAAGCCGUGGCUAACCUGCUGGUUCUUUGCUGCGACGUGUUAAAUAAGAGUGAGCCCCUGGAUCUGACAUCCUUAUGGCAAGAGACGUAUGACCGAAGAUGGAAAAUGGUACAGCAGACAGCGAGAUCUAAAUAUGAAGACCUAAUGGCAGCGGUAGCAGUACCGGACAUGCCUAUGGAUUUAGCAGCUCUCCGCAAACGGCAUGACGAAUGUGCCCGAAAGUCUACUCUUGCUGUUCGGGACAGCUUGGAUGUGGACACUAGAGGAAAACUUUGGAGAAGACGGGAAGAGGAACUUUUGGCAUCAAUGGGUCAAAUGGACGAGCGUGGUAAAGUGCAUCCCAUUGAUGCGUUUCUUGCCACCUUUGUUAUCAAAAACUACGAAAUGGCUAUUGCUCGUUGUCGGUCUCUAUUGGCCAAGGGACAAGACGAAAUUACGAAUAAGAUUGCCGAUGGCUACUACGAGGAUGUUUCGCACUUUGACGAUAAUGUGAACCGCCUCGUCGCGCACUUCCAUCGCACCUGUCGCACACCCGCGCUGCUUUCCGGAACGACCAUCACCUCCCUUCUAGAAUCUUUCCAUGCUAAAAUCACAUCACAACGCACGCAUCUGUUACAGCAUUUUCAAGAACGAGCACAGCACGCCGCCGAGCGUGCGGCAAGGCAUAAUAUCAUACGCGCUGAACGUGAACGCAAGGAAAGACAAUGGAAGGUUAUGAAAGCGGCGGAGGACCUGCGAUGUCUUCAGGAGGCUGUUGGACACGUUCGAGUACGGGCAGUGGCCGAGGAAGCACGAUUGAAAGAAGAGGAGCGCGAGGCAAGAAGAAGGUUGAUGGAGGCGAUUUCCGUCUCAGAAGCCUCUGGUAUUGCGACGGUUGGUGUGUCGGGGCCUCCCCCAGAUUCAAGCGGAAUGAUUGCAGGAAUGAUAGGAGGAAUGGUAGGAGUGCCACCACGGAGUAAAACACCUCAAGGUCGCCGUCGAUCCAGAAGUGGGUGGAACCCAAAAGAAAUGUUGACCGACGAGACGGGAUGGCAAGGGGUUGGCAACAGUAAAUUGCGAUCUACGUCGGCAGGCCGCUUGGGAAGUUCCAAAAGCGACAAUGGAGAUUGGUACGGCGGCGGCGGGUUAGUAGCUUAUUACCAGCAGCAAAUACCUCCCGUUCCGCCAUUGCCUACGAUGCCUAUGGUUCACCCGGGACCACCAAGCGGGACUCACUACAUGGGAGCACGUCCUGGACAUACACGAACGAGAUCUGGUCCGGCGCCAGCUUUUCCUCCGGGUGGAUAUGGUACAAAUAAUGGACAUACCGGCUUUGGAGGAUACAGUGACGGUUAUAUUGGUUAUGGAGGUUAUCGUUGAGGUUUGAUGGGCUGUUGUACGUAUAGAUGAUUCAAGAAUGGGGGGUUCACGAUACAUAGAGGCUCUGGAUAUAAGGGAGUACAUUCCCAUUUAUUUUUACUAAUGCACAUGUCAUAUAAUGUUGGGAAUAGAAUGUCUGUAUGUACAUUAAAUCCUUUUUU